Cylas formicarius (sweet potato weevil) is the source of this 4443-nucleotide messenger RNA. RefSeq names its product protein tipE (gene tipE). The record is from RefSeq and is a predicted model, not a curated record. Gene Ontology annotation, molecular function: sodium channel regulator activity. NCBI's taxonomy places the organism in Eukaryota, Metazoa, Arthropoda, Insecta, Coleoptera, Brentidae. Gene Ontology annotation, biological process: regulation of sodium ion transport. The transcript has 4 exons. The coding region runs from base 4 to 996 and encodes 330 amino acids.
ACCAUGGAGGAUGAUACGAUCACGCAAACCUGGCAGCAAAAAUUACUAUUUUACAUCACCGCUUUCUUCGUACUGCUCGGCAUCUUCAGCUUGUUUUCGUUCUUAUUUCUGGUGCCUUUCGUCAUUGACCCGGCCUUUACAACGAUUUUUAUGGAGUUCGACGAAGAACCGGCUUACUGUGUGACCGUGAAAACGGAUCGCCGCUUAGGCGCCUCCAAUUGCAGCUGGACCUCAUGCCGGGAGGGUUGCACCAAAGACAUCUACGAUUGCACCCAGAUAUUCGUCAACUACAAAAUUUUCACCAACAAUUCGUGGAAUGUAAGCGUGCACCCGACCGUGACGUCCUACGCGGGAUUCGAAACCAAUUUGCUGAACGAUUACGAAGAUUACGAAGAUGAGCCGGAAACGGGAUUGCAAGGAAACAAGUCCCAAUGGUAUUACAAACAGGCCAAACUUUUACCCAACGUCAAAGGUUGUGGUUACCCACCGAUGCUCAACUGCACCGUCUGGUUGAAAGCUUACGUAAACGUAGGAUCGAACUUUUCGUGUUACUAUAGUAAAAUUCAACCUGGUCUCGUCAUAAGCCAUUUGGACAUGUGGCAGGUUUACAUGAACUUAAUAUACGCUAUGUGUAUACCCAUACCUUCUUUCAUUGUGUCCGUAAUUUACUUAGCUUUUGCUUAUUUUAAAAUUUAUACGGACGAUGAAGAAGCUGCACCUCUUAAGAAAAACGCAGAAGCGAUUGACGUCGAAGGUGAAAGCGGUCCCGGUCAAACUCCAGUUCCACCCGCAAGUGGCGGCUUAACACCAGGCAGCGAAGCAUUCAGGGAAGAUUUAGCCAGCUUCGGUCAUCACUUUAAGGUAGCCAUGGUGGAUGAUAUAAGUCGCGAUAGUUUAGUCGAUGGAAUAAUUACAUCAGUAUCAAUAGGAGGGAGUAUUGGCAAGACGAUGACUACGAGCAUCUCAACUACGGGUGGUCCGGUGGCCGACAUUUAAUGUAUAUCGGAUAUUUUCCCAGGCUUGUGUAUCGAUUAUUUUUUAAGGCGUUUGAUAUCACGGAUUAUCUCAAUUCAUAGAAAACGUUUCAGGCAAAAGUCUACCCGCUUGAUCAGCUAUCUACGACCCGUGGCGUAAUUACCAGCGAUGUACAUAAUAUUAUCCCGCAAUCGAGUAAAUUUAUUAAAGACGCAAACUUUGUUCAUAAUAAGCGUCUUACAAUUUUUAACCUAUUCCUAGACAUAUAGCAGAUAAUAUUUUAAACGCGAAAUUUUUAAUAAUCUCGAUGUAAUUUAUUUACUAAAAUGUUGAAUCCUGUGAUGAAAAUAGUUAAGUAAAAUUAUAGACAGGCAGUGUUUUAACCAUGUUCUAUCGCAUAAUUCACAUUCACAAUGGCUAAAUCGAAAUUUUUCCUACGAUUUUUUUUUUUCGAAACACUGCUAAUUUAGUGACGGUUGACGUUAUUGCUAGUGAGGGUUGAAUUUCCGAAAUAGCACCCGCUUAUAGGAAUUCGCAAAUAUCGAAAUUCCAUUAUUUCUGGAAUUCAAUUUAAUACGGUUGAAGUAUUAAAGUGGUGUUUUAAAGACUUUAAAAUUUUAGAAAAUAGUUCGGCACAAAACGUUUAAAUUGUAUUAAAACUUAUAUAGUCUAUACAGAAUUAAAGAGUACGGUCUAUAAUGAAGUAUAUAUUUUCACUAUAAAAUAAAAACCACAAGCCUAUAAUACCCAAAGCGUUAGCGGCGUUACUUCAAUUAGUUUUCACAUCGUAUGUGUUUAUUAGAUGUAGAAGUUUGGUUACGAAUUUUGUUCAGUUCAGCCAAUCAGCACAUACAGUAAAUUACUAAUGUCCCACAAUGGCGGCCUGCAAAAACCGCGUCACCUAAGCAAAAUAAAAAUAAUAAUAAUAAUAAUAAUAAUAAAUACGGGGAUUUGUAUCCGCCACCGCGAGGACGUAGGUAUUAAGUUACCAAAAAUUGCAGUUAGUAAUACAUGCCUUACUUCAGUCAAUCACAAAUUUGUUGAAGGUUGAAAAAUAUUUUUGUACAAUUCGAAAUGAAGUUUCUGUUUUAGAUUCCUGCGAAAUGUGAUACGUGUUCGUUUUGAUUUGACACACGGUAACGCAAGUGUUUGUUUAUUUUGCACAGCCCUGUAUAUUAAAUUUUAGCGUAUGCUAGAAUAAAAGCGAUUCUAAAAAUAAAAGUAGAUUUUAGGCAAACAUUUUUAUUAGUAAAAAUGCUUAAGAGCCGCCAACUAAGUAAAGGUCGUCGUUUAACAACCAAAUGAAACUGGACUUUGUGAUUCGAUGUUUGGUUUACGUGCAAUACGCGCAAUAUUUAUGUAAAUAUUAUUGACAUUUCGUUCGUACCUCAAGAAUAUGUUUGUUAUAAGCAUUUUGCAGUCUAUAUACGCUGUAAAUAACACAUUGUCUUUAAAAACUGUUAAAAUGUUUAAGUAAACUGUUAAAAAUUUUAUCAUACAGAUUUAUUUUGUUACAGGGUGUUUCAAAAACCAAACUCCGUAACAAUCGGCAGUUGUUUUUGAGCCAUUUUGUAUUCGAUUCCUUCCGAUUGCUAAAUUAAUAAUAAUAUUGUAUAAUGUAUGCGUAACAUGUGGACACUGUUCGACACUUUGCCUUCUUCUGAUUGGAAUACUUAAUUGAUUGUAAUGUUUUUACUAAAAUAAUAACAAAAAUCGAAAUAAUUAUGUAAAUAUGGCACAGACCACGGCGGAACCAAGAAAUACCUAGAUCCAUACUACUAAGGACUUCCUUGUAUAUUCUAAUGUAAAAAAUCUUGUCGACUUUGACGUUUGUCGUUUUUUUACAUUUACAGUUUUUUGUUUAUUCAUUACGUUAAUAACACAGCAAGGAUUAAACGCUUGCACAGCACAACGGAGUACAAUAAUUUAAUUAGUUGGUGUUGAAAUGACGCAAAAGCAAUUACUAAUAAUGUUGCAGCUUUUGCGCGAUCCUCCUAAGCUUAACGUGGUGGAUAAAUAACGGAGAUAUCAUCUUCCACUGACAUUGUCCAAUUUAAUCGUGAAUUUCGCGCACUCUUUCCCAAUGACAGCCCGUGUAAUAGCACAUCUAAUUGUAAGUACAAAAUAUAAGUAUGCCUUCAUUGUUGUAUGCCAUCCACGAUACUGGUGCUCAAAAUGCGACUUUAAUAUAAAGUUUGACUGCCAGAUUACGGUUAGUGGACAGCGACUGAUUUGCCGGGCGUUACAAGACGUAGUUUGUAAUGCCCGCCCCGAGAGGUCGCUGUAAUAGAAAGCUUUUUAUAAUGCUCAAUAAUUAUUAUUAAAAGUUCUACACGUUCUUUGUUUGUUUCUCGUGUAAAAUACCCGUAGCAAUAAAUUUUGAAAAAUAUCAUAACCUAAGUGUCUAGAGCUUUGACGUUCCUUUAAACCCGUGUACAUAUUAUAGCGGCUUUGUGUUUAGCCGUGGUCUGGGUGCUAAAAUAAAAUCGUUUCGACAUUUACAAAGCGGUCGGCUCGUUAUAAAAAAACACCGCGUGUUUGGACAGCAAUCGAGACCUUUUUGUUUGUAAGGGACCAAGAUGGUAAGGGACAUAUGCGCUUGAUAAAUUGACGAAACGGUUUUAACUAAAACAAAAUAAAAUUUAUUUGUGUCAAAACUUGGCAUCGUUGUUUACUAUUACUAAGGUCGUUUUGACAGCUUUAAAUCAUUGUACUGAUUGAACGGCUAACAGUUUUUCUUUCAAUUUGUCAUUGUUAGACACAAUAUUUUUAAACUAAUUUGUGAUACUUACACUGCUCAUAUAGGAGUUAAAUACAAUUGAAAACUCACGAUACAUCUACAUUUAUUUCAACCUACUUAACUCGAUCGUUACAUAUGUCGCCACAACUGGCGCUAAAGUGUCCUUUCACUAGUUAUAGGCAACUAAAAUGCAUAAUUUCUCAGAUUUGCGGCGCCAUUUAUAUAAUUUUAUUCGAUUGUUUAAAUAUUUCACUCUCGCAUGGGCAUGAUUUUCCAUGUUGCGGAUUCAUUUGGCGUGGUAUAUAUAUAUAUAUAUAUAUUUACGCCUUAAGACUUCUUUUUAGUCACGACUUCGCUAGUUACAUUCCGCUUGCUGAGAUACGACUUAAAAGAAUAAGGACGGAUCACCCAUUGACCUGUUCUUGACAUAUAAAAAUAAAACAAUUAAAUUGCCAAAUCUGGAAUUUAUUUCACCCUAUAAACGGAAUCAAACGGUAAGGUUGAAUCGUUUACCGCAACACGUUUGCAAUGAAACGCGUUCGUACGGUUACUUUACAGCGUUCACGUUUUUACGCGACCACGAAGUCAACUCGAUAUAAAUAUCAAUUUAAAAAAAUUGCAAUCGCAAUAUAUAAGACAGUGUCGAAAACGAUCUAAAGACAUAUAUCACUGUUAUUAGCUAAAAAAAUAUUCAAAUUGUUACCUUGUAAUUUGUGAACCUACCCAAG